This is a messenger RNA of Chara braunii, 2829 nucleotides long. The record is from the annotation of a GenBank genome assembly. Lineage: Eukaryota; Viridiplantae; Streptophyta; Charophyceae; Charales; Characeae.
ACGGGCGCAUCACAAGGGAGACGAAGACGACGGGAAGUAAUCGAGGCAGCUCGAACAGGUUAAACAUACAGAACGGAGCGAGAUCCGUGAGUGCACGCAGAUGCAGUUUGAUGCCAUCCCUACAGUAGAGCGAGGAGGAAGAAGAGGGGAAGCGUAGCACGCCAGGCAGGGAGAGAUCGUCCAGGCAGAAGAAAUCGUGGAAGACCAUGCGGGGGGGGGGAGAGACGGGGGAGCUAGAAGCCCCAUGCUCCCGGGAAAAGCAUUUGGGAAGGGAGAGAGGAAAGUUGCCCGUAGGGCUCGGCGAGAAGCAAUGACGAACUUGGGGGGGGCACUGCCAGGGCGAAUGCGAAUGCUGAGACCAGGGCGGUGGGAGCCUCCACGUCUGAAGAUGGACCUCUCCAGUCGUCGACUCGCAGCGAUGCUGAUGUGUUUUUUUCUGCAGCUGGCCUCUUUGCAGCUCAGUGUGUCCCAAGGCCCCACCACCGGCAUGUCCUCCGCAGAGACAUCGGCCCCCAUGCAGCGUGGCUCAUCCACAUCGGCCAAUUCUCCUGCGAUCACCAUCAAGAGCGGCUUGUGUAGCGAAAAGCACCGGUUAGCUGAGUUCGAGCUCUGCAUGGACCUGGGCGGAGGACGCUUUUUUCAUUGGAACUCUCCAGACGCUGAGAGUGGUUUGAUUCCAAUGGCUUUCAGAGUGCCGCAGUUCUGCGAUUGGAUGGCAGUGGGCUGGUCGCCGGAUGGCUCCAUGAUGGGAGACUGUGUACUUUGGUCAGCCGGCGACGGCGUUGUGUCUAGUCGCUAUAUUGCUUCUCGCAGAGUCGAGGGGAUACUUCCGACGAACAGCUUCGCCGUUCUAGACGCGUCAUUCCAUGCGUCCUCGGUCGGGGGUUCGAUCCUGCGGUUUGCGCGCAAUCUUAGUCGCGGCGAUGGUAGCGUGAAGCUGAGACUUCCAGGCAUCAACAUAGUGAUCUGGGCGCACUCUGAGGCUGGUGUCGCCAACCUGUCGACAUUGACGUACCACGGGGACAACCGUGGGUCCUUCGCCCUGGACUACGGGCAGGGGGCGACCGCGCUCGAGGAGGAGGACGCGCAGCUGGCGCCGGAAACGGCGCCCGCUCUGUCGCCUGCAGCAGCUGGUAGUCAAUUAGCACCCAGCGACGAGGAGUCAGGUGCUCCCGCUUCUGAAGGGGUACCUAUGGAGUCAACGCUCUCCCCGACGACCAUGGCGCGGGAACCGGCGGCCGCUCUGUCGCUUGGGGCAACUGCUGGUAGUGUUCCGCAGCCCAGCGAAUCGGGCACUGCGGGCGCGUCUGCAGGGGUACCUACCGAUAGUACGCUGGCGGAGGGGUCCUUUCAUCCACCAGUACCGGCCGAAGAGAACGCUUCUUCUAUCGCCUCUUCCUCGGUCGAGUCGUCGAUAUCCCCCCUCUCGCUUCCUUCCGAAAUGAUAGGAAAGAAUGACAAGGACCAAGCAGCCAUGACGUCCGAGACCCCCCCAACAAGCCUAGUAGAAGGGAACUCGUCUUUCUUGUUGGGGAACCGCAGCGCGUGCGCUCCACCCUCUCGUGCGUCAACGCUGCCCGCUUUCUCUUGCAUGUCCCAGCUCGGACCCGGUGUGAGGUUCCACUGGGCCAGCGCCUCCGAAACAUCAGCCGCCGCUGUCCCUAAUUCCAGCGAGGUCGUCAGAAUGGCCCUCCAGGUUCAGAAACACGUCUACUGGUUGUCCAUCGGCUGGUCCCCAAACGGUCACAUGUCGGGCGACUGCAUCAUCUACUUCUCCAACAAGAAUGCCACGGAAGCUUACAUGAUCACAGGGAAGAGCGCCAGCGCGCUGCGGCCCUGCAGCACGUUCGACGCGGUGGGCUGGUCCGUCAACACUUCGGAUUCGGAAACGACGUUGACGUUCGGACGCAGGGCGACUGACGGUCAAGUGAAAGUGUUGCCAGCAGGUACCAAUCACAUGAUAUGGGCACAUUCGUCAAGCGCUUCCUUCACAUUUCAUGGGCCUAACGCCGGAAGCUUCGACGUCGACUUCGCCAGCGGCGUGGUCAGGGCUGUGGCCCUCAUCAGUACCCACCUCCUAGUCCCUACGAACCUGUACGUCCUUCACGCAUGGUUGAUGUGGCUGUCCUUUGGCGUCCUCUUCCCCUGUGGGGUCUUCGUUGCUCGCUAUGCGAAGAGGUGGAAUCCCGGGUGGUUCGAUAUGCAUGUGGCGUGCCAGGGGAUCGGCGUGGUCGUCUCGGCCGUCCCGGCAAUCAUCGCCCUCUCGGAGUUCGAUGGGCUGGACGGCCUGCAUGGCAGGCUUGGACUGGCGAUCCUGAUCAUGGUUUGGUGCCAAGCGGUGUUGGCCCUGGCUCGCCCGAGUAAGACUGCGCGGACACGACUUCCCUGGUAUUUCGUACAUUGGCUCUUUGGCACGGGAGCGUUGUUUCUGGGGUUGCUUAACGUGUACCUGGGGUUGGACGUGCUGCCGUCAAAGCUGCCAGCGUUUGGGCGAUCGCCAGCCUGGAAGAUCGCCUUCUCUGUCCAGGUGGCUAUCAUUGUGUUUCUGUACGUGCUUUUAAACGAUUGGCGCUACAUAAGCUCCCAGAGGGCAGGAUUACCACCACCACCAGCACCCUCUCCAGCUUCUCCUCCUCAUCCUACCAUUCCUGUUCACUCUGCCACCUCCCCCUCCGCCUCCUCCUCCUCCUCCUCCUCUUCUACCAAGCCCCAACUCCAGCGGUUGUCAAAUUCUCGAAGGCCAAUGGAACAUCCUUAAUUGCAGUGAAGAAAGCUCCUGAACUUCCGUCCCUUACGGACCAUCUGCCCUCCACAGCAAGCUCAACGUUA